AUGAGCGAUUCAGACAGUGAAGAUGAAAAUACGUCUCUUCCACCAGUGCAGAAUUCUUCUUCCGAAACAAGUUAUGAUGAAGAAGAGGAAAAAGAAGCGAAGCCAGAACCUGUGGAGACCGAAGAAAAGAAAGAUGAAACUUUGGUUCAGUCAGUUCAAGAUAACGAUAUCAAGAUGACGUCGUCCACGUCGAGUCAUGUUCAGCGAAAACCGCGAAGAAAAAGAUUUAUACCAAAAUAUGAUGUUGAAGGUGUAGUAAAAGUAAUAUUGGGUGAGGAAACACAAAUACAAAUAGAAGUCGCAGUAGGUGUCCAUGUGACCGUACAGUACCCUUGGAAAGAAGUACCAAAAGCUAAAAUUAUGGAAAACAUAACUGUAGGUGGGGAAUUGUCGGAAUUUUUCCCUUUGAAACAAGAACUUGAGGCGUAUAGUGACGAAAAUAUUCUAAUAGGAUAUAUUGUUGAUGAGUCGAAAGAUUCAGAUGAAUAUUAUGUUUGUUGCACUAAAGAAGCUAGAGAUCAUUGUAAGCAGCAGUCUGAUAGAUUUAUAAAAAGACAAGAAAAGAAGUUAGAAAAAGCUUUACAAAAGAAACCUAGACCGUGGAUUAGCUUAGGUAGCGAAAGAGAAAUUAUUGGUUUAUUACCCAGAAAUACUAGGAAUUUGAUGGAAGUUGAAAUAAAGUCUAAAUUUCCUACUGAAUAUGAACCCAGUACAUUUCAGAUCAGAGACGCGGAUGCUGUUAGAGAUGGAUUCAUAGAGUUAACACCAUAUCGACAGAAAUUCAAUAAUGUUUUUCGACGUAGAGUUGAUUGUGCUAUUCAAGCAGCUCCUCCAUUGAUUAACAAAGCUGCUCAAACAGUAUUAAGAUAUCCUCAAAAUAAGUGGACACAGUCAAUUGCAGAUGCUUUAGGAUCAAAUGAUAAUGUUGAGGCAGGAGGAGGGGGAGACGUUGGCAAGCCGUUGGUAGAGGGAGAAGAACCCGCUCAAGUCAAUAGCUCCGAUGAUGAAGGUGAAAAGGAGGCUGAAAAACCUGACGAAGCUGCUCUGGUUGCUUAUAGAGCUGCAUUUAGGCGUAUGCGUCGAGCUUCUUAUAUAAAACUGUUAAAUAGUUUUAUUUCUUCUAAAACCGUUGAAAUGAAUUCAAUCAUAGAACUUAAUACGGUUAUGGAUAUAUAUUGCAAUGAUUAUCCAAAACUAAUUUUACAAAAAUCAACAGAUACGUAUGCUACGAUGACUUUUGAAGAAUAUGUCUGUUUUACAGAUGUCAGAGCUAAAGAUAAAUACGUAUCUUGUGCUGUAUUUCAUCCGAUGUGGUCUGGAAUCGUUGCUAUUUGUUACUCGGAUGGAUCACCAAAAGUUAUGAAGACUUUAAGUUCACGCCCAGAUCCCAUUCAGAGAGCUGUGUAUGGUCUGAACCCUGUAAUGAUAUGGAGCCAUAUAGAUAGCUUAAUCCCAAAACUUUAUUUAGAAUCACCUCGAGAAGUCAAGGCUCUAUCGUUUUGCCCUUUUAAUGAAAAUAUUCUUAUUGGUGGUUGUAUCAAUGGCCAAGUUGUUGUUUGGGACAUUACUCAUAAACUUGAAAACGUUGAAAAUAUAGAAGUUUUAAGUGAAACAAGAGAAAAAUAUAAAAUUGCUAUGAACGCUCACAUGGGAUGGAUGAAACCCGUACAAGACAGUGCUGUUGUAAGUGCUACUGUGUUAAGUAAUCAAAUGACUAGUCAUUAUGGACCUAUAACUGAUAUCAAAUGGCUCUCACCGAAUUUCACUGUCACAUCUACUGGUAAAAUGAUAUUAAAUGAAAAAGGAAAAUACUCGUUACAAUUUGUUACGAGCUCUGAAGAUGGCAAUAUCCUUAUAUGGAACUUAACAACUGAAAAUAUAAAUAUAUUUGAAGGCAAAAAAGUAAAAAAAUCAAAAAGAGUUGCCAAAAGACCUUCAGGAUUACUUACUGAUGUUUCACCCUUUAAAAUAUUAGAUCGUAUUUUACAACCAUGCUACAAGAUAAUUUUAGGUACAGCAGGUCAACCACAAACACUAUGUUUGCAAGCUUUUGCUAUGAUCGUACCGCCACUUAACUAUACUCAUACACCAAAACCCGAUGGCAAGGGCAGAAAGUAUUUUAGCUGUAGUAUCUUACCACAAAACAAAGAAGCAAUAAAUACGAACCUUUACUGCGGUUCACAGCAUGGAGAAGUAGUAAAAGUAUCUUGGGAAGGCCAUGAGUUCAAUACGGGCGAAGUAGUGAAUUCUGAAUACUGUGAUAUAAAAUUUAACUGUUGUAUACAUGAUGGGGUUGUAUCUUCUUGUACUAAAAAUCCCCUUAUAGAUAGUCUAACAUUAACCGUUGGAGGAAAAAUAUUUGCAAUUUGGAAUGACAAAUUAGCAGGUCGUCCAUUGACCUGGAAGAAACGACCUUACCGUUUGACUGAUGGAGUAUGGUCUUUGUAUAAACCUAGUUUACUUUUUAUUUCUACCUGUGAAGGGAAUCUCGAGACAUGGGAUUUACUACUAAGAAGCGAUCAACCUAUAUCUGUUCAAACCCUCUCUGGUACUAUGCUUACAGAUAUAAAUUUACACACACUACCAUUGACCAAAAAUUUAAUUGGAGUCAGCGAUGGCAAUGGUUCUUUUAGGAUGUAUUUAAAUCCUCCUAUAUUUCAACUGGAAAGUGCUGUUUAUAACGGACGAAUGGAAGUUAUGAUUCAAAGAGAGUUAAACGUUAUGAAUAGUUUUUUGGAGUGGCAAGACAAAUACAUGAGCAGUAACCCGCAAAUCUUACUUGAAAUGAAAAGAAAAGAAGGAGCUAUUCUGGCUGAAAAGGAAGAAGAAAAACGUAGACUUAGAGAAGAACAAGAAAAGAGACAAGAACAAGAAGCUGAAGCAAAAAGGUUAGCUAGCAUGAAAGUAAUUGGUCCUGAAGAAAGAUGGCAAAGGAUUAUACAAAAACUAAUAGAGCGAACGAUUGCAGUCAAGAAGAGAAUAAAUCGAGCAGAAUUAAUAGAACAUGAAAAACCGUUAAGAGAACUUGAAGCGCAGCGCUUAGAGAAAGAAAGAAGAAUGUUGGAUAUAAUGAAGAACCAGAAAGUAAUAUUCAAUGACACUGUUGCUAUUUUGUUCCCAGAAGCGAUAAAAAAACCUGAAAAAGUAAAAAAAAGUCUUUUGUCAAGCGACAAAGAGCAACUCAAGAAAGAAUACUUAGAAGAUUAUGAAUAUCUUAAGGGAAACGCUAUUAUUACUGUAAAACAAAACCGGUUUAAGGUACCGUUUAAUUGGGAUGAAACUAUUGCCGAAGGUAAAGAACGAAGGCAGGCUUUGAAUGCUCAUGAAGCUUUUGUUAAGAUGCAUAAAGAAAGACUUGAAACCGAUGAUGAUCGAGACUAUCGUGAAAAACCUUCAUAUCAUUCAGAGCCUCCACCAGCUUUAGAACCCGACCAUGAAGAAGUAGAAGAGGAAAACUUGAAUUUAUCACUUUAG
Messenger RNA from Arctia plantaginis, 3474 nucleotides. NCBI's taxonomy places the organism in Eukaryota, Metazoa, Arthropoda, Insecta, Lepidoptera, Erebidae. The record is from the annotation of a GenBank genome assembly.